This is a messenger RNA of Rhinolophus ferrumequinum (greater horseshoe bat), 3121 nucleotides long. RefSeq names its product CRACD like (gene CRACDL). NCBI's taxonomy places the organism in Eukaryota, Metazoa, Chordata, Mammalia, Chiroptera, Rhinolophidae. The record is from RefSeq and is a predicted model, not a curated record. The transcript has 10 exons. Bases 191 to 3091 code for a protein of 966 amino acids.
GCGGCAGCUUCCCUAAUUAGCCUGGAGACGCUCCGGACCCACAAGGUUAUAAAAGACCAACUUUUACUUUCAUUCAAAUACGCACUGCCCACACCGGCGCCCACUCCCUCCGGUGCGCUGGCCGCCGGCUUCGCUUGGCGGAUCCGGAGUCCCAGGCCCAGGUGACCCGCGAAGGCCCAGUGAGCUGGACAUGAUUUCCACGAGGAUGAUGGACUUUAAGCUUCGGGAGGCCGCAGAAGGCCUUGGGGAAGACAGCACAGGAAAGAAAAAAUCCAAAUUCAAAACAUUUAAGAAGUUCUUCGGGAAGAAGAAGAGAAAGGAAUCCCCUUCAUCCACAGGAAGUAGCACCUGGAAGCAAAGUCAGGCGAAGAGUGAGGUCAUGGCCGUCGAGUCAGGGCCAGUGGGCUAUGACUCAGAGGAUGAGCUUGAGGAGUCAAGGGGCUCACUGGGCAGCCGGGCCCUCUCGCAUGACAGUAUUUUCAUUCCCGAGUCGGGCCAGGACCCUUCACGGCCAGUGCGGGUGUUCUCCCAGGAAAAUGUGUGUGACCGGAUUAAGGCUCUGCAGUUAAAAAUACAGUGUAAUGUGAAAAUGGGACCACCACCUCCAGGAGGCCUUCCUGCCAAGCGGGGAGAUGAUGCCGGCAUGAGUUCUGAGGAUGAUGGUCUGCCCAGGAGCCCCCCAGAGAUGUCCCUGCUGCAUGACAUUGGUCCCGGCACCACCAUAAAGGUCUCUUUAGUUUCCUCGUCCCGGCCGCCAUCUCCAGACCAGCUCUCCUCCAGGCACUUGAAUGACGCCCCCGUCUUCCCCCGGACCUUGGACAGCAGUGUGGCACCCGUGGCUGAUUUCAGUUAUCCCCCAGAAUUCUCCUCCUGCCUGGACAACUCUGCAGCUAAGCACAAGCUCCUGGUUAAGCCCCGCAACCAGCGGUCGAGCAAAAUGAGGCGGCUGUCUUCGCGGGCACAGUCUGAAUCCCUGAGCGACCUGACCUGUACCCCAGAGGAGGAAGAAUAUGACGAGAAGCCAUCACCCACAGUCAGCUCGGAAGACAAGCCCACUGCUGGACAACAAGACAUGGUCCUGGACAGAGGCCCUGAGCCCGGCGGACCGGCCACCAUGCUGCCACCUGGGUGUCCCCGCGUGAGACGGGCGCGCCUACAGCACUGCCCGGCGCUCAGUGCCAGCGCCGAGGAGGAGAGCACCCCAGGGGACAAUCCCUCGAGCCGCCCGACCACCCCAGAGGUCACGGAGCUUGAGUCAAGCCCAGCCCCCUGCUUAGAGUCCCCAUUUCUGCCAGAAGGCUCCCUGCACCCUGACCCCGACAGCGAAAAUCAGAGGGAGGAGCUGUCCCUCGCAAGCACAUGUCCCCCAGCGAGGGACAUAGCUGAUGAGGUAGUUUGUGCUUCUGGAGACACUGAGAGUCAGUUAUCUCCCCACAUCCCUGGGGAAGACAUGACACCUCCUGGGCCCAGCCCUGACACCCCCGUGGAGAUGCCCUCUGGUCCAGACAGGCCAGACCACAAUGAGCAGAAGGAGAUGGAGCUGACGCUGGCAGUGCCCAGUCUUGAGGGAGAGGGGACAGAAUGUUCCAAGGCUCCUGCCCCAAGCCUCCCAGCCCCCAAAAGCUGCUUGAAGCACAAGGCCCUGGUGGCCAGCAAGAGCCUCAGCGUGUCCCCCACUUCGCCCACCUCGGAGUCACCUCCAGAGGAACCCACCCCCUGUGGCCUGGACAAGGAUACCACCCCACUGGAGCCUUCCAGGGCUGAGCUGGCUGAGUCCCCACAAGAGGUACCCGAGAAGGUAGUACGGGAGCAGAAAAUCGCAAGAGGCGGUGGGGAGCCUCGGAGUGUGAAGAAGUUCUCCGUGUCCUCUGGCCGGGCGUGGCCACGCACAGGCCACAGAGAACGGCUGGGACACCCUGGCCCUUUGGGCCCUGCUGCUGCCCCCUCCGCUAUCCGGCUUCCCCUGCUGAAAAGCAGCGUGGCCUGGAGGAGCGAGGCCACCCUCGAUGACCUCCAGGUACCUCCUGUGCCCCAGAACCGAAAACUAGACCCUCAGGAGCCACCCUCACCAGCUGAGUGUGGCUCUCAGGACCUUGGGGACAGGGUGGCCAGCCAGGCUGGGCCGGGCCGGAGCCCCCAGGAUGCAGAGAAUAUGCCAGCCACCAGCGACUCCCGCCCCGCUGCCCAGGAGCCACCCACCUGUGGGGACAGAAGCCCCUUCCCUGUCAAGCUCCGGUCCACAUCUUUGUCUUUCAAACAUAGAGAUGUGUCCUCCCCAGAAAUGAAAGGAAUCAAGAGGUACAGUGCUGAGGUCAGGCUAGAAAAGGGAGGACUGACUCUGCUUUCAAAAGAGGACAAGUGUCCCAUAGGGAAGGCCCCCACUACUCGGGGGGCCAGGUCCCCAAAUGACCAGGAGAAGGGGAAGGCCCGGUCAUCGGAGCAGCUCGGCUCCAAGCCACCCCUGCCCAGGAAGCCACUUCUGCAGGCCCUCACCCUCCCGUACCCGCCAGCGUCCACUGAUGACAGCCCCGGAGAGCUGGACAAAGCCGUGCUGCCCUCAGGCCCCAGAAAGGAGAGUCGGACGGCGGAGAAAAGGUUGCCCCGCCAGGGAGCUGAUAAGAGUCUGCCUCCCUCAGCAACGGGGCCUGGAGCUGAGGGCCAGCCUGGGCCACCCUGGAUCGCCGUCACUCGGCAGAAGCGGCGAGGGGCCCCAGAGCAGCCAGCCAACCAGCAGGACAAGCCUGGCGCCCAGACCCUGAAGUCUGAAACAGGAAAGCAAGCGAAGGUGCUGGAGAGAGCUCAGGAGCCCAUGAAGCAAGCCGACUUUGUCCGCAGCAAGUCUUUCCUGAUGGCCCCAGCUAAGCCCACUGUGGACCGGAGACAGGGGACAAAGCUGUGCCUCCAGGAGGGGCUGCAAAGAGGGAUCUCCUUGUCCCAUCAGAACUUGGCAGCUCAGUCUGCAGUGAUGACGGAGAAAGAAUUGCAUCAGCUGAAGAGAGCCAGUUAUGCCAGUGCAGACCAGCCAUCCUGGAUGGAACUUGCCAGAAAGAAAUCUCAAGCUUGGAGUGACAUGCCCCAAAUUAUAAAAUAGGUUGACAGCGUGUUGAUUAAAAAAAAAAAA